AUGGCGUCUGAAUUUUUGUCGAUGGGUCAAGGAUCACAUGCAUCCAGGCUUAAAGUUAUUGAACAUGUCGUACAAUGCUUGACUACGGAGAGGAGCACAUCUUCUUGUGUUCAACAAGGAUAUGUCAAACGUUAUUGGGACCACCUUUUAGAGUUAGAAAGGGGCCGGGGAAUUUUUUCAUCAGAACAAAUAGAGCGCAUGGAGAAUGAAAUAAAAAAAUGGGAACUUUUCCGUGAUAGUCAAAUUCAGAGAAGGAAACCAUCAGACUUGAAAGUUUGCUAUCUGGGCGAAUCGAACCUUCUGAACAAUCUGCAACUUCUCAUUCAGGAAGGGGUACUGUGUCGAAACGUCUGGGUGGUCGCGAAGGAUUCCAAAACUUUACAGAAUGUCCGGAACUCUGUCAGUCAAUCAAAGUUUAGAAAUGUCAGAUUGUAUGAGAGUAAGUUCUUAAGCUUUUUGGACGGUUUUGAAGGACAAUUUGACAUCAUAUAUUUUGAUCCAUGUACCUCUCUCGCUGAGAAGGACGCCUUAAGGUUGAUCGGCUAUGUCUUUUACUACAACAAAUUGAAUUCGCCAGGUGCAUUAAUUACCGUCUUUUUGUUCACCCCUUGCAAGCAGCCUGUGAGACAUGACGAUAUUCCAGAAACAGAGGGAAAGAAAAACAACAUGAAGAGAGAAUCUGAAUCAAGUGUGGAACUUGCACAUGAAGAUUAUUCAUUUGGUGACCUGUCAGAUAAAGGAGGAGAAAGAGCCAAGUUUCUGUUUGAUCAGUACUUAAGAUACAGAAACUCUCAAUUUGACACAAAAUCUCCUAGUAAGAAAAAUGAUGAGGAAAAGUAUGGCGACUAUAUUACUUAUCAAGUAAUUGACUCUGCCUCUUUGUUUGUUCCUGUUGAAAGGAUGCUAAUAUCGACUAGAAAAUCAGUUUGGAAUGAAAUAUUUUCUUUCAGUGGUGACAUUCUUGAAGAAAUAUUGCUACCAAAUUUGGAAGACAUUGCUUCAUAUAAAAAGGCUAAUGAAUCACUAGAAGAGCAAUCACAAGCUCCAAGGAAACCCAAUACUAACAUGACUAGAUGGGACCACACGGCUGGCGAGUCACAUUUGCAAAACAUCUGCUCUGUUUUGAAAUCAGCUGAGACAUUGAGGUCCCUAGGCAAAACCUGGGUUGAUGAAAUUUUUCCCCACUGGAAGAAAUCUUGUUUGCAGAAGCAUGACAUUUCAUUGCUGCUUUUAACUCCGCUCUUGUUUUCUUCACAUGAAUUUAUUUCAAGCUGUUCCAAUUCACAGUUUAAGAGUACAUGCCUUGACCCAAUUUCUCAGUGUUUUCCUGAGUGUAGCAAAAGUGAUUGUCUGUGCAAUAAAGUACAUAUACCUGGCCCUUGCACAGGAUGUUUGGUGGCUAACCUCCUUUACGGUCAGUUGGCUAACCCAUCAUUUCCUGUUAUAGAUAAGCUGCUGCGUCUCAGUUACACUUCAAAUGGCAGCAAGGUUUUUUCGGAUGUUUUUAUUUUUGACAGGUGUGAAUAUCUCUAUGACCAAUUCCCUACUGUUGAAGGUGCAUGCUAUUCUAUAUCUGAGCCCAUGCUCCAGAUGGUUUAUAGAGUGGUUUUGGAAGGCUUGAGAGAGCACCUGGCAUCAGUGUCUAAAAGUCUCUUUCAGUUUUGCGAUCAAGUUGGUAGUGGGGCUAGCUCUCCAGAAAACCUGUUGGGCCUUCCUGAGAGGCAGGUAUUGGAAGAGCCUAUCCUUCUGGAAGGAAAAGUUGUACCAUCAAGUGAAGCUGCCCUCCAUUCAGAUCACGUUUGA
Messenger RNA from Porites evermanni, 1803 nucleotides. Lineage: Eukaryota; Metazoa; Cnidaria; Anthozoa; Scleractinia; Poritidae. The record is from the annotation of a GenBank genome assembly.